CGUGAACGUGCCCKCAAGACUCUUCAACACGCGACUCAGUAGAGGCGAAAAGACGACGUAGUGAUACGUAAAGAGACGUAAAGAGACGUAAAGAGACGUAAAGACGACGCAAGAAGGUCUCUAUUGAAACAUGGAAACGGUGAAAUUGAACACAACAUCGUCCCCACAAGACUAUUAUGAUGAAGAGCAUGAAGGCGUCUAUGGAUUCAGCGUUGAGUUCGACACCCCUGCGGUAAUCCUCGCAGUUCUCAGCGUAAUUCUCAACAGUGUUGUUCUACUUCUGGUCAUACGACGCAAGCAUCUUCGCACACAAGCGAACUAUCUUCUCUGCAGUCUUGCAGUAUCAGACCUUUUGACUGGACUUGUGGGUGUCCCUUUGUACUUGGCAUGUACUAUCAGAAGAGAAAUUACUCCUUGUAUUCUUUCAGAGAACUUUCUUCGCUUGACUUCGAUUUCCACAAUUCUGCACCUAGUGGCUGUUAGUGUCGACCGUUUUGUGGCAGCGAAAUUUCCUCUAGAUUAUAGCUCUAUUGUCACGCCACUUCGCAGUCAUGCAGUCAAGGUUGUUAUUUGGCUUUCAGCGAUCUGUGUGGCGUUUGUGCAGAGAGUUUGGUUGAACCCAUCGACUAUGCAUCUUGAUGAGGACGAAACUUACAUAAAGUUUGAAAUACCCUACGAUAUUGCAAACCUCGUUUUGUUUUUUGCAAUUCCUUUGAUAAUAAUGUUCACGCUGUAUUCAGUUCUUUUCUAUGACUACAUUGUGUUCAUCGGAAGACAUCAAAGCCAACAUGAAACCCAGUCAAGCCAGGAAAGAAAARCUGUUCUCGUAUUCGUCGCCAUGUUCGUGGUUUACUGCGCUUGUUGGCUACCAUACUUUCUCGUACGCUUGCAACACAACAUUGGAAACAGUUUCUUUGAACUUCCACACAUUUUGGAGUACGUGUUCGUCUAUCUUCGAUUCGUCAACGCUGUACUGAAUCCGUGUAUUUAUGUCUUUGGCAAAAGUGAUUUCAGGAAUUCGCUUAAAGAAAUGAUUUACAAAAGAAAAUAUUCAAGGACAAAUGCAAGCAGCGAGGUCUUUGAUGUUGAACUUACUUGUGUUCAAAAUAUCGCAGAUUAAUUUGAGAAUAUAUUCAAGAUGAAAGUAAAGGAAGAAUAUAGCAUGCGAUGUUAAAGUAGCUUGUCAAUUUGGUGAUGAAAGAAACACUUCUGCGACUGGUCUUUGAAGCUACAAAAGUCCCUACUGUUCGAAUUAUCGUCCAUAAGUCUACUCAUAUUGAGGAAGGCAUCACUCGAUCGUGUAUACAAUUAUUUCACAAAACUUUGCAUACUGUAUACUGCAUGGUGAAUAGACGUAAUCGGCUUCAACCCAAYUSAAACCACCCGGGAGUAAGUUUCAUUGUUCGUUGUAUUUUCUUUUCGUAGUUGGAUUCUUAGAAACAAAAGUUCUUUUUCCCACAGGAUUUGAAUUGGGUGGCAACGUACAUAGCAACGCCGUUAGCCGAUUAGGUCUAUUCCAAGACCGCAAUGCAUCCUUGCAAUUAAAGUCAACGYUAUCGCGUUUCAAAAUGAAAAGUUCUAGACUUUACGGAGAUGGUAUAGUUACUCUGAAAACUCCUUUUGAACGCCUCUAGAACGUUCAACAAUGCAUUUCGGUCUUUGAAUACACUAUCUUCAGUAUUCAACGUUUUAUGGUCAGUAGAUAUUCGGAAAAAUGACUUGUCAAUAUAUGGACGAACGGCAGAACUUCUGAAGAUCGAGCCGAACGGAUGGGUGAAUAGAUGCCAGGAAUUAGUGAACGAAUGGAAGACGAAUAACGUACGACCGCGAUCGAAUGUGGGAACGAUCACCAAAUAAGAAAAAAACGAGUGGAAGAGUGAAAGCGCCGAACGAAUGAGUAGCGGUCCGAAUAGGAGACGAAUACCAUGUCGAGUGGACGAACGAUAGUCGAAAGGGUUCGGGUAAAAGAACGUAAAUACCGAGUGAAUAAGGAACAAGUAGACCGAAGAGAAGACGGCAAUAACCAUCUAAUAUGUAAACGAGAUCUACUCUGAGUCCUGACCGUAUGACAGAUUAUAUAUACAAAAAAAAAUAUGCAUGAAAUUUCCCUAGUUUGUAAAUAAUUAUAACAUUAUUUUUGUUGAUAAAUAACUGCAUAGCAUGACACGAAGAGACCUAGCUAGAUUUUUCUAUUAAAAUUAARAAAAAACAUUGAA
Exaiptasia diaphana is the source of this 2216-nucleotide messenger RNA. RefSeq names its product 5-hydroxytryptamine receptor 1A. Bases 131 to 1120 code for a protein of 329 amino acids. The transcript is spliced from 2 exons. The record is from RefSeq and is a predicted model, not a curated record. Gene Ontology annotation, molecular function: G protein-coupled receptor activity. Gene Ontology annotation, biological process: G protein-coupled receptor signaling pathway. NCBI's taxonomy places the organism in Eukaryota, Metazoa, Cnidaria, Anthozoa, Actiniaria, Aiptasiidae. Gene Ontology annotation, cellular component: membrane.